Molecule: messenger RNA, 3600 nt
Organism: Aspergillus luchuensis
Lineage: Eukaryota; Fungi; Ascomycota; Eurotiomycetes; Eurotiales; Aspergillaceae
Exons: 2
Coding region: 1-3600 (1199 amino acids)
Molecular function (GO): protein binding
Source: RefSeq, a predicted model, not a curated record
AUGCCUCAAAUGGGUCAACCCAAGUGGCUCGCGUGUCUCAAAUCACGAUUUAGUGGGAAAAGCAAAAGCAAACACAAAGAGUCACUGGGGAAUGACACCGGUCAAGCAUCAGCAUCAACUCCCCUCAAGGAGUCUAAUCAGUCCUUCGGCGAAACAACAAAGCCAGUGGGGAGCUCACAAUCUAAUCGCCAUAGCUCCGAACAUGGACAGAGUGAAAUCGAGUCAAAAGAGCAGACAAAUUAUAUAUCCCCCGUUAUAGAUGAACAGGAAAUACCAGAUGUAGAAGGCAUUUGGGAAGAGGCCUACGGUCGCAUACGCAAUAACAAGGGGAUGGAGAAAUUGGUGAUUGAAUAUGAGAAACUAGUCCGUUCAAAGCUCCCGUCGGCGACGGACCCUGAUUCUGGCAACGUCAACAACGAUCAGAUGCCCCUAACGCGUCAACUUGCUGGUCUAGACGGGGAAAGUCGCCAGAAAUUGAUGGACGAGUUGGUCGAGGAAAGCAGCAAUAGCGCAGCUGAUAUCAAAGCAUUCGAUACCUUCUCGAAAGUAUUCAACUCGACCAAGGAUGGAAUAUCGAGCAUGCUGGCUGUUUACCCACCUGCCUCUAUUGCCUGGGCAGGGGUCUGUUUAGUAUUGACUCCGCUUGUCAAAUACAGUGAUCAAGUUAAUGCGAGUCAUGAUGGCCUCCUUUAUAUUAUCACGAAGCUUCCGUGGUAUGCGCACUUGGUCGAGCUUCUGAAAUCUGAAAUAUGGCAGUCUCCCCAGCAGUUCCGGCAGUCCAAGGCCCCUCUCAAAGAGGCAAUCAUAGAGCUAUACAGGCUCAUCAUUGAAUUUCAGAUCUUGACUCUGCGAGAAUGCCAUCACAAGUUCAGAACUCUUUCCAAGACCUUCGUGGGGCCGGGCUCAUCCUCGGAGGAUAGACUGAUUAAAAUACAAGAAGCUGAGAGCGAGGUGCAAAAGCAUAUGGAAAUCGAUUUCAGGACACAAGUUUUGGACACACUCAAAGGCAUCAGAUCAAAUUCAGCUCAAAUGGAGACCAGCUUGACAUCAGAACUCAACAGGCAAUUUGCGUUGAGGCAACAGUCAAAGCUAAUCGCAAAGUUUAGGCUCGACAAAACCCGUCUGGAUAUUGAUUCGUAUCAAGCCUACUACGAGGCUAUCAGCAAUCCUUCAAGUGGAACAACCGAAGGCUUCCGCGAACACAGGGUAUAUCGAGAAUGGCGAUCUGGAUCAACUCGUUCUCUGCUUGUGGUGGCCCACCCCGGUACUGGAAAGUCGGUGCUGACCAAGUCUCUUCAUGAGUCACUUUCGAAACCAGGUGGACCUGCGGUUUGUUCAUUCUUUUUCAAGGACCGCGGUGGUCAGCAAAAUAACAUGAAUGUUGCUCUCUGCCACAUUAUGUAUCAGUUGUUCCAGAAUCGACCGGACUGGAUAGUCCACGUGGCGGAUGAUAUUCAAAACAAGGACCCGGGAGACAUACGAUCGAAUUUCAGCUUUUUGCGAGAGCUCUUUCAUAAGGUCCUUGAUAAUGCUGAGCCGGAUGGUAUUGUUAUCCUGCUCGAUGCCUUGGAUGAAAGUGAGCCUGACUCAAGGGGAAAAUUCUUUCAGCACUUGCACAGUUUCGAUAGCCCCGCUUUGAAGCUCUUCUGCACUGCCCGUCCACUAAGGGACAUCAUCGACGACUUUAAACCUGUGAGGAGUUCCAUUUUGAAUCUCGAUCUAGAUGAGCAGUGUCAGGAGUUUCUUUCGAGGGAUAUCCAGUGUGUUGCCAGUCAACAUCUGAAAGCCUUCAUCGAGAAACAGAGAAUCGAAGAUGAAUCCGUUUGCUGUCAACUCCGCGAGAAGCUCACAAAACGCGUGGAAGGUGAUCGAACGUAUCUUUUUGUCAAAUUACUUUUUGACAUCCUGGAUAAGAAGAAGCUGGGUAUGACAAGCUCGGUAAGGGCAUGGGUCAAAGAGUUCGAGAAUAUUCCAGAGUCAGUCUUUGACGCGUACACCGACCUACUAGACGCAAUAGAUGAAUCAGAUCGUGAAGCAGUCAAAGCUAUGUUGGAGAUUGUGUUGGCCGCACAGAGACCUUUGACCGUGGAGGAAAUGGAAAUUGCCUUGAAGGUUGGUAUGGAUGACGAGGCCUUUGAGCGUGGAGACGAGUUCAACCCAAUUCUAUUCAAAGCAGACAUGUUGGAACGAUGCCAUUUCUUGCUGGUGACAUAUAAUGACCGUAUCUACUUUAUUCAUCAAACGGUUAAGGACUAUCUUCUAUCGGAACAAGAAAGUCAAGUGAAACCGAAGAAGGACAAAAGACCAGCCUGGCUACAAUCGAUCAGCACCGUGUCCUGUCAUGAAACGAUACUGAACAGUUGCAUGCGUUAUAUCUCCGCCCCAUUCAAUCAGCGGUCGGAGAUAAUAUCUGUUGAGGAUUUCUUCCACCUGCCUCGUUAUGAGCAGCUUGAGCAUCAACAAUGGUAUUGCGACACUUUUCCACUUGGGGAAUAUGCGUUUUGUCAGUGGUUGGUUCAUCUGCGUGAAAUAAGAACCAAAGAGGAAAGAAGUCCCGAAAGCCUUACUGUAGUGCUUCAAAGGCUUCAAGAGAAGUAUUUUGGUCUAUCUUUUGAUGUCACAUUGUCCAUGCUCUGUUGCUCCAGCUUUCCGUCCGAAGUAGAGGCGAGGCUUUUCCAAAGCAUGGUACAGUUAGGGAGUACGAACAUGACCGAAGCUCUCAGCAGCAUGUGUGAAGGCCUAAUAAUGCGAUUUAUCAAGUUCAGCUCACUUGCUGAUCUCACUUGCGCGAUGGAAAUUAUCGCCGACGUGGCGGAGCAGACGCCAGAAGGAGACCCCAAGCUCGGUCAGUUGCUUAUUAAUUUAAGCCGGGCGCACAAUGUGAAGGAUCUCCACGAUAUGAAUACCGGGAAUGAACCCUGCAACACUGCCUUGAAUAUUAUCGAAGAAGCUUUGCAGGUAACACCAAUUGCUAGCGUUUACCGAGCUAGGGCAUUGCAUAUGCGCGGUGUUUGUACUCGCCAGGGCGACAUCGAUCAGGCAAUCAAAGAUACCGAGGAGGCCCUGAUUCACACGCCUGAUCUGGGCCAGCCAGAUAAACAGCUAUUUUGCCAAUCUUUGGCGCUCCAUUUGGGCGAACGAUACUGGUGGGCGGAGACACCCAAUGAAGAUGACUUACUCAGGGCUGUAGAGAUUGCACAGGAGGCCACAAACGGCAUGUCAAAAAAACAUCCAAACUACUCCAGUGCGCUUCUUGUGUUGUCUCGUUUGUUGCUGACAGCUUCUCGAAGCGAUCCUGACGAGCCAAACUAUUUAAAUCAGGCAAUCGAAGUGGCAAGAGAGGCAAAUACAUUCAGAUUACCCACCGAAUUCAUGGGUAGUCAGUGUCUUUAUGAGCUAUCUCAGUGUUUGAUUGAUCGCUUCAUUCGAGACUUUGACGUUAAAGAUCUCGAGGAUGCUCGUGAGCUUAUCGAGGAGGGCUUGCGAACAACAGCGCAGUCAACAAGCCUGAGAUCUAGUUUCAUGAAUUUCAGAAAUUUAGUGGAGGGGGUUGAAGUGGGUUUGAAGGGAAUAGAAAGUACAGAUAGCACUUCCAUAUAA